This is a messenger RNA of Ichthyophthirius multifiliis, 825 nucleotides long. RefSeq lists its product as hypothetical. The record is from RefSeq and is a predicted model, not a curated record. Gene Ontology annotation, biological process: maturation of SSU-rRNA. Gene Ontology annotation, cellular component: Pwp2p-containing subcomplex of 90S preribosome; small-subunit processome. The transcript is spliced from 5 exons. Gene Ontology annotation, molecular function: snoRNA binding; protein binding. Lineage: Eukaryota; Ciliophora; Oligohymenophorea; Hymenostomatida.
AUGGUUAAAGCAUAUUUAAGAUAUACUUUCGAAAAUGUAUGUGGUCUCGUUUCAGGUCAUUCAUCUAAUAUAAUAACUAAUGAUAAUUAUAUAUUCUCUGGUAAUAGUUAAUAUGUAACAAUAACUAAUAGUAAAACUGAGGAAAUCGUGAAAAUUUUAUUCGAUAAAGAUAAAAAUUCCGAAGUGACAUUUUUGGCAUUAUCAAAUAGUCUAAAUUAUUAAAAAAUACUAGCAGUUGGGUAUGUAGAUGGUGAUAUAUUAAUUUGGAAUUUAGAAGAUUAUUCUAUUAAAUGUAAUUUAAAUGCACAUAAAAAUAACAUUACUUGUAUUUAAUUUAAUGAUGAUUGUUCUUAAUUAAUAUCUGGAAGUGAUGAUACAUCUAUAAUUGUAUGGGAUUUAUUAGGAGAAUAAGCAUUAUAUAAAUUAACAGGACAUAAAAAUUCAAUAACAGAUUUAUUAUAUUAUAAAUAUAGAGAUAAUAAUACAAAUUAAAUAAACGAAUUUAUAUUAUCAACAUCAAAAGAUGGAUUAUUUAAAAUAUGGGAUAUGGCCAUCGCAUCUAGUGUUUAAACUAUUUCUUCUUUAAGUAAUUAAGUAUGGAAUAUGGCAUUAUAUAAAGAAGAAAAAAUUAUUUUAUUAGGAACUAAUAACGAUGAAGUUAUUGUAUUAAAAUUUAUAACAACAUAAAAUUCUUAAACUAAAUAAAAUAAAAUAGUAGAAAAUAUUGGAAUUUAUAAAAAAUAAUCUUUCGCUCAUCCAACAUAAAUGACCUUUACUAAUAAUAACCAAUACCUAUUUUUAUUAACUAAUGAAAAGACCCAUUGA